AUGGGUAAAGCGACGACCGGGAGGAGGCUAUGAAGACUGCUUCUUUAUCACUCCAAAUAAGAAAAAGAAGCUAUGAUCUUGGUUCCGGGGAGAAUUUGUUUUUCGCACUCUCCCCUCGACCACUCUCUCUGCCCCUCGCUUCCAUCUUCUUCUUCUUCACUACUCUCCUCUCACUCUGUCUUCUUCUACUCUUUCCCCAGAAAUGAACGCCUCGCCAGGAAGAACAGGACCGCCGUGGCUUGUACUAUGCACGAUAAUCCAGACAAUAAUCUCUUCUGCAAAAGGAGGGCCAUUCUUUUCGUGGGCAUUUCAGUCCUUCCGCUUCUUCGUUGGAAGGCUAGAGCUCUUGAGGGCUUGCCAACAGAAGAACCUGAAAUGAGGGUGAUAGAGCAGAAGCAAGAGGCAGAGAAAGCAAUUCAAGUGAAGGCACCACCAAAUUCCUCUCUUUCUAUUCUGAAUGGACUUGGAAUAUUCAGUUCUGGUGUGCUGGGUUCGCUGUAUGCAUUGGCUAGGAAGGAAAAUGUUGCUAAUGAAGCAAUGAUGCAGUCCAUGAAAAAUAAACUGGAUGAAAAGGAAGCGACCAUUGUUUCACUAGAGAAGAACUUCGAGUCAAAGAUUCUAAAUGAGAAGGAAGAACGAAACAAAGAGCUAAAGAAGGCAAAUGAAGAGAAGCAGUCUUUGCUGAACCAAUUAAAAUUGGCAAAUAGUACUAUAACAGGAUUAGGACAUGAGCUACAAAGUGAGAAAAGAUCAGUGGAGGAUCUCCAUGUCCAACUAGAGAAUCUUCAAACCGACCUCAUAGAGGUCGAGGAAGAUAAGAAGGAACUAGAAGAAAAGCUCAAGGAGAAGCUUGAUUCAAUUGAAGUCUUGGAAGAAAGGAUAGACUUGCUUAGUUCAGAGAUCAAGGAUAAAGAAUAUCAUUUUCGUGAUCUCAAUUCCAAGUUUGCUGAUAAAGAAUCAGAACUUAUUAAAUUGAGUUCUACCUAUGAGAAAACCAAGGAUGAAUUGACAGUGGCAAAUUCAGAGAUUGAAAGAUUGAAGGAGGAACUUUUAGAAAGCAAAAGGGAAUCAGAACUGAAGAAAGCUGUGGUGGAUGAUUUGAAUGCUCGGGUAAGUGCUUUAGUUUUUCAGAAAGAUGACUUAAAUCAGAAGUUUGAUACUAUUCAGAAGGAUUACUAUGAUAUGAAGUCACAAGCUGAAGAAAGAACAGCUGCUGAUGCCAAAUUAUUGGAAGAAAGAGACCGUGAACUUUACCAGCUCAAGGAAAAGAUUGAUCUCGCUUCAAAUGAAGCGAGCAGAAACAAAGCAUUAGUUGCUGAUUUGACCCAGGAAAGGGAUGAUUUGAGGAAAUGGCUGGAUGUAGAGUUGAAAGGUAUUAGUAGUUUGAAACAUGAGAUCCAAAUUACGGAGGAAAAUCUUGGAAAAUCAAGAAAGGAGGUUUCUGAUCUGACAGAACAGUUAGACCAAUCAAGAAGCCUGUGCUUAGGCCUUGAAGCUGAGAUUUCUAAGGUUCAAGCUGAGUUUGGCGAAGCUAGAAGGUCAUUCCGUGCAAGCCUUGAUGAGGCAAAACACAGUGCAGAGGUGUUAGCUGGCGAGCUCACAUCAGUUAGAGAGGCUCUUAAAAACACUGAAGACGAGCUCCAGACCGUGUCCCACGAACUGGCAACUGCAGUAGAAAACCGUAACAGCCUACAGAAGGAGAUGGUCGAAGCCUACAGGAAAGCUGAAAGUGCGGCCAAUGAUUUAAAAGAAGAAAGGAAGGCUGUAGCUUCUUUGAGUAAAGAAGUAAAAGCUUUGGAGAAACAUAUCUUAAACAACAAAGAAUCUCGAAAAUCCCUUGAAACGGAUUUGGAGGAGGCUACCAAGUCACUUGACGAAAUGAAUCAAAAUAUAGUGCUGCUUUCGAGGGACCUAGAGAUUGCUAAAUCACAGAUUUCUGGCCUGGAAGAUGAGAGAGACUUGCUCUGCAAGUCCCUCGCUGACCAGAAGCAAGCCUCUCAAGAAGCCCGGGAAAACUUGGAGGACGCGCAUAACCUCGUCAUGAGGGUCGGAAAGGAAAAGGAGGGUUUGGAGAAGAAAGCACAGAAGCUGGAAGAGGAAUUGGCAUCGGCGAAGGGCGAGAUCCUGCGACUGAGGACUCAAAUGAAUUCAUCUGCAGCAGCAGCAGCAGCCCAUGUAAUGGAUGGAGGCAAUGCUACAGUGCCUGUGAAGAGAAGUAGGAGGAGGAGAAAGGCAGCUCCAGAGCAAGAUAAUUCAUAGUACAUCAACUUGCUUGCCCCCCACUUUAUAUUUUGUUCUUUCAAUCUAUCUACUAAGAUGGUAUUAUUCUUGAAAAAGUUUUUAAUGCUUGAUGGAUA
Diospyros lotus (date-plum) is the source of this 2357-nucleotide messenger RNA. RefSeq names its product MAR-binding filament-like protein 1-1. Bases 73 to 2259 code for a protein of 728 amino acids. Gene Ontology annotation, biological process: mitotic chromosome condensation. Gene Ontology annotation, cellular component: condensed chromosome; condensin complex; chromatin. Gene Ontology annotation, molecular function: chromatin binding. The record is from RefSeq and is a predicted model, not a curated record. NCBI's taxonomy places the organism in Eukaryota, Viridiplantae, Streptophyta, Magnoliopsida, Ericales, Ebenaceae. The transcript has 4 exons.